Messenger RNA from Sus scrofa (pig), 8995 nucleotides. RefSeq names its product LHFPL tetraspan subfamily member 3 (gene LHFPL3). Gene Ontology annotation, cellular component: plasma membrane. The record is from RefSeq and is a predicted model, not a curated record. Lineage: Eukaryota; Metazoa; Chordata; Mammalia; Artiodactyla; Suidae. Gene Ontology annotation, biological process: sensory perception of sound.
AUGCUUUAAAAGGGAGAAUCAUAUAGCAUGUUUAAAUACUGUAAAAUAAAAAAGUAAUUACACAUUAUCUUCUCAUGGAAACCUUUUCAGUUUAUGAAUUUUUCCAUUAAAAAAACCAAGUAAAACCAGACUCUUCAACAAAAGAGUGAGUAGGAUGAAGUAUUUAUCCAAAAUGAGAUAGUAUACAGUCUUAAAACAAAAGUCAUACAUGUAAAUAGUCUUUCCAGGAACCAUGUGAAAAGUAAGUUGAAAUGAAAGUUUUAUCAGAGGAUGAAUGUGACAGAUGUGAUUAAAGUUCUUGAUUUUUUUUUUUUUACUUAUUUAUUUCCUGUAAGAGGAUUAUAUAUCCCCAGCACAAUGCCUUUCAGCUUUUUCUUAUGAUAUGCUUUGGCCAAUGGAAUAUGAAAUGACAUGCCGCAUACUGUAUUUGAGCAGAAGUUUUGGAUAGAGUUUUAUAAUUUGCUUCAGCCUCUUACAUUUUUGUCCUUAUGCCAACAACAUGUCCUAGAUAAGAGCUGCUCCUUCAACUUAGACCUCAGAAUGAGAAUACAAGCAGACCUGCUGUCAGGUCUAUGGCCUGGACUUUGGUUAGCCUACCAACAACCAUCAUGUAGUGUGCAUUAGAAGAACACAUUUGUGCUUAUAAGCCACUGAGGGCUGGGUUACUUCUCCAGCAAAAGCUGACUAAUGUAGGCAUGAAAAUGUGCCCCUUUGAUAAAGCACUGAUUUAUCAAGACUAAUAUUUUUAUGUCAGUAUUGCAGUAAAAGAAAGCAUCUGGAUGGGUUUUCUUCACAUAUAGAGGGGUGUUUGGGAUUAUCAGACUUAAAGUAUGUGGCUUGGAGCAGAUUCUCACCAAGGCUGAACCUAAAAUAUGAGAGACUCAAGUGAUUGCCAAGUAGGAGAGACAAAUUUCCUGGAUAAAGAUGCCUUCCGUGAUAAUCCAAAGAGUGGUUUCAAAUAUGAGCCCAAUAAUAAAAACACAAGUGUAGAUGUUCCAAAUGCAAAUGUUGACUUUUCAGUCAAGGUAUACCUUGAAUGGGAAACUCCGUGAAACAAGUUCAGAAGGAAUAGCAGAUAGAAUUCAUCUUUUUUUUUAAAGAUCAGGAAGACCAGUCAGUAUUAGACUGAAAGAGGACAGAACUUACAUACUGAAUUUAAAACUUUACUAUAUCACUCCAUGGCAGACUUAAAUAAACCAUACUUCAAGCGAUGGUUAUGUUUCCAUAGUAUUUUACUCAGGAGAGGUUACUACUUACAGAACUGUUCCAAAAUCAUCAAGGGCUUAAAAGUGUUAACAGAGAGUUAGUUCUUCUAAUGUAGGCUGUUGGAAUUGUUCAGCCUUAAAACAACUUAUGGUCUUAGUUGGGUUCUGGAAAAGUAAAAAGAACUUAUAAGAGGGAGGGAUAACUCUUGCACAGAAUCCAUUUCAAAAUAGAGGAAAAAGGUAAAGAGAAUGACUGAUAUUCAUAUUUCCCAUUUUUCUCCAUUUGUGGAGUUCUGCACUCAUUGCAAAAUAGUAUAGACCAAGGUGCGAUGAAAUCAGAGCCUUGUGAUCAAUGUUGGCUUGCUUUGUACAGGGGAUCGAAACUCCCAGUUUUUCUGAUUGCCACUGCUUACCUAGUGACUGAUUAACUGGGAGAUGUUUCAUGAUUUCUAAAAAGCCCUAAAAGAAAGCAAAGAUGGGAGAGGGGCAGAGGUAACCUCUUGGUGAGUGAAAAGAGCUUCAUUAUUAAAAUCUUUAUAUUCGGAGAGGGAUCUGAUAUUGGCCUUGGUAAGAGCCUAGAAAUUGAUUAACAGAUUUUAGAAAUCACCUUUCCCCCAUUUUCCAAGAUCAUAGCAAUGACUCACCUAAAAACACUGAGUACCCAUUGCCUGAAAAUUUGUAGCAGCUGGAUUUUGGAAAGGAUUUUCAAUUUUAAAUAAAAUGUCUGCAUCAUCAGAAUCUGAUAACUCUUGUUAGGCCUCACUUCUUUUUUUUUUUUUUUUUUUUUUUUUUUUUUUUUGCAAAGUCAUCUAAGAAUAGUCUUUGUAAAACAGAAUAGCAUCCAUCAGAUGUCCCCUCUCCCUUACCAUAAUUCUAGAGAUGACAAAAGGAGCCUCCUGUGCCUUGGUCUCUCACGAUUAGGUGAAGAUGGUGCUGGGUCUGGAUCCGGAGUCCCUUGCCCUCCAAAGCUUUCACACUCUCCCUAGCCAUCACAGAUUAGUUUUUGGAUCAAAACGUCUAGUCCUUUAACUCAUGAGGCAUCUUUUUCGUAGUUUUACACAGUCCAACUAUUCUGUUAUUUACGCUUUUAUAAUAAAGCCCUAACAUUAAGACACAGUUUAGAGACAAACUGAGUCUCACUACUGACCCUUUGUGGCAGUAAGAGAAAAACAUCUUUAACAGUGUUUAAAAUUUCAGAUGUGAGUGUUCAGUGGUUCUAAUUUGAUGCUGUCAACAACACUGACUUUUACUAGUUAUUUAGCACAUCUGAAUCAUGUUAUAGUGUCAGAUUACUUUUCUAUCAAUAGUAACUUCCUAGCAUCAACCAGACUACUUUUAUUAUUUCCUCUUCUCCUAACAGCUUUCUUGGUCACGUCAUAUUUGAUAAAUAUAAUUAGUUGCCUAGAUGCUUAGCUGUCUAAACUCCUAAAUUCUGCUUGGUUACAAACUAAAGCUUUAGCUUAAGGGCAUGGACAGGCUUACCUCUGGGGUUACUGGUUGCCAAAGCAUUGGGGAAGAUGUAAAAAGACAAUCCUUCACUCAUUGAUGGCAACUGCAGAGUUUACAGGUAUUCCAGCUCAUCCCUAAUUCCAAGAGUCUUGGGAGAUCCUGCUCCAUCCUGGAAAUCUUCUGCAGUGUUGGGAAGAAAAAAGGUAGGGAGAAAGGUCAUUGGGAGGGUUCAGUAUGCCCCUGACUGAACCCUCACCUGAAGAAGCAAAACUCAGAUUCUCCCAGGGAAGGGAUUACUUUAGACCAGCAAUUCACCAACACUGGUCUGUUUCUAGUUGCUGUUGAGAAGAGGGGACACCUUGAGUGUGCCCCUUGGCAUAGCAAUUUUGAGCAGGAACCCAGAGGCAAUUCCAAAACUGGAAUAAGGCUCUCCUUGGACAUGACUCAAAUAGAAAAGCUCUUUGAAUCACAACAUUUGAAUCUGAGUCACUCACCAGUCUUUUCUUGGUCCUGUAAAGGCAAUUUAAGCACUGAGAUCUAAACCAGGCUUUUUGAUUCUCAGCCUUGCCCCUCUCAGCAACCUUCCAUCUCAGCCACCCCAGGGGAAUGGUAAGAUCUCUUUUAGGCACUGAUUUUAAAGAAAGACCACUUUAGACAAGCAGGUUUGGUGGGGGGGGGGGAUUUGAGGGCUUGGAAAAGUCACUAGAGAUUACUGUCACUUCUUGCUAGAAAGCUAUCUCUGCCCCUGGGACACAUGGCUUGCCAGAUGGCCCCAUAAAUUCAAUUACUCUCACCUUUCCUCUUCCUCCUUCCAUGUUAAAACUCUUCUGAUUUUCUGAUUUACCAGCAAUUUCAAGGGAGUUAAAACAAAUGGGACCUAACAGAAGUUGUGACCCUCUAUUGCCACCAAUGCACUGAUGAUGCAUCAUCACGAAUUAUAUUUUUAGAGACCUGCAAGUGUUAUAUUGGGUUGGCUCAUAUUUAGGUCAUCCUCCCCACCUCCCCCCUCCAAAUUCCUCUGAAUUUUAAAAGACCUUCUGAGAGUCUACAGUUAUAUUUGCAAGAAGUUCUUAGUCACCUAAACUUACACGUCUCACACCAUUGUUUAAUUCUGUCCUCUUGACUUCCAAAGUCCUGCCUCAUGGACUUUGAACUCUAAUACCUGAAAUUCAUGCCUACAGGAAAAACUAAGUGUAAGAGUCUAACACUUACCUUUUAAAAUUCUUUCUCAGUUUCAACCCCUUCAUAAGCUUCUGUGUCCCACGUCCGUAUUUCCACUGUCUCUCUCUCUCUCCCUGUACAAUCUCAGACCUUCAGGUUAUUAAAUGAGGGGCAUGAUUGGUCUUCAUCAUUUAGAGUAUGAUCCGGCUUCCAUAUAAUAGCCAUUUAUGUAGCCAAAUACCGUUUGGAGCUUUUCUUCCUUCCUCCCCAGUAGCCCCCUCUCCGAAAGGAACCACUCUAAGUGUUCUUACCUCUUCCUGCUAACUUCAUAUUGCAUCUGGUAUCUCAGGUCUCUCACUGAUCUAGUAAAAAGGUGGGCAGAUUGAGCAUAAGUGUAAGCCAGUGUCAAGGAGCUUCCAUGUGUUUUUGCAUUAUAAUGAGACAUGUGAUUAAGUAUAGACCUAAGGGUCAAAAUCUAACAGAAUUCUCUGCCUUCUGCUCAGAGAAUUCAGCUGGCAUAUGUUUCAAACUGGUUUGUUACCAAAAUCUGAGGCUGCUAUUGAACAUUCAAGUUUCAUUGCUUUGAGUAAGGGUUACAAGUUUUAUGUCAGAAUCAGAAGGAACAAAAGAGUAACAAAUGGAAAUAAAAGACAAGGAGCCUGAAGAGUUCCUGCUGUGAUGCAGUGGGUUAAGAACCUGAGUGCAGUGGCUUGGGUAGCUGAAAGACGUGGGUUCGAUCCCCCUGGUUGUCAGUAGGUUUAAAGGAUCCUUCGUUGUUGGGGCAGCUGUGGUAUAGGCUGAGCAGGGGCUGGGAUUCAAUCCCUAGUCGGAGAGCUUCAAAAUGUUGCAAGUGCGGCCAUAAAAUUAAAAGGGAAAGAAAGAAAUGGAGUUUGAAAGGCAGGAACUGUUUGUUAAAAAAGCAAUAUUAAGUUUGUGUGUAUAAUAGCAAUGCCAUAUGAAAAUGUAAGGGGUUAUAUAUCAGUAAAUGAGAGGAAAUUACUCUCUGGUUAGUUGGAAUUUUGGAUUAUGGGGGGAGGGGCAAAUACUUGGACAAGAAGCGGAAAUAAUCAUGUGCAAUUGCCACUGUAUCCUCAGAGCCCAGCACAGUGUCUGGGCAGAGUAGCUGCCAAUCAGUAUUUGUACAAGAAACACUGGCUAAACUACUCAAUUUCAGACAAACUAGACAUUUCAGUGACACGGGCCUCAUCUACGACAGGGUUUGUGAGGAAAAUGGCCUGAUUUACAGGAAAGUAUAGGCCAGCAAUAGGCUACAGUUCAUCUGGCUCCGCAUGGAAGUGGGGAACACGAAGAGGAAAUAAGCUGAGCUGAGCUGGUGUGAGAACACACUUAGGUGUGUCUUUUACGUUAUUGUCUACCAGUUUCCUGCCCAACUUCGGUCUCCACCUCCUCAACCUGAGGCCGAGGAGUUUGCCAGGGGCAGUUUUCAGAGGGUGUCACUGGGGAGUCUCUUGCGGGCAGCACGUCUCUUCUCUCCUGGCCUCUCUCGCCUUCACCUGCCGUGCCGCCUGUCGCGCGUCCGCAAAGAUGCAGAGGUCGAAGCACGUUGCUGUGCGGUGCUUGAAAUCCUCCCAGAAUCAGCCUCCGGAGCCAGGCCCCCAACCAAAACCCGGACCCUGGGAUCUUCUCUAGGAUCUCUGUGGGUGCUCCUCCCUCGUCCGCUUCCCCGGCCCAAGCCCGCCACCAGAGAGGCGUCCCAGGGUCGUCGCGGUCCUCCGCGCGGUGGGGCUCCGGGCGUGGAGCUGGCAGAAGGCGGGAAUCGAGCGGGGGGCGCCCGAGCUCGCGCGCCACGACGCCCCGCGCGGGAUUUGCCGCCUUCAGCUGCAGCAGCUGCAGCGGCGGCGGGAAGAGGGGUGGAGGGCGGUGAGGAGGGCUGGAGCCCGGGCCAGGAGAGAGGGAGGGAGAGAGGGGGGCCGGGAGGCUGUGCCAGGCGAGCCGGAGGGGUGCUCGGCGCUUCCCCGCCCUCCUUCCGGGAGCGAGGAUGCAGACUCUGAAACUGGCGCUGCUGGGCUGAGGCGGAGGCAGGGGAGUUGCAGCGCGCGGCUCGGUGAGUGUGUCUCCUGAGCGCGGAGAGGCGGGGGGAGGCGGAGGACAAGGAGGAGGAGGAGGAGGAGGAGGGGGAGAAUGCCCGGAGCCGCCGCCGCUGCCGCCGCCGCCGCCGCGAUGCUCCCGGCUCAGGAGGCUGCCAAGCUGUACCACACCAACUAUGUGCGGAACUCGCGGGCCAUCGGCGUGCUGUGGGCCAUCUUCACCAUCUGCUUUGCCAUCGUCAACGUGGUGUGCUUCAUCCAGCCCUACUGGAUCGGCGACGGCGUGGACACCCCGCAAGCCGGCUAUUUCGGGCUCUUCCACUACUGCAUCGGCAACGGCUUCUCCCGGGAGCUGACCUGCAGGGGCAGCUUCACGGACUUCUCCACGCUGCCCUCGGGCGCCUUCAAAGCCGCGUCCUUCUUCAUCGGCCUCUCCAUGAUGCUCAUCAUCGCCUGCAUUAUUUGCUUUACCCUCUUCUUCUUCUGCAACACGGCUACGGUGUAUAAGAUAUGUGCCUGGAUGCAGCUCACCUCCGCUGCCUGCCUUGUGCUGGGCUGUAUGAUUUUCCCCGAUGGCUGGGAUUCAGAUGAAGUAAAACGGAUGUGUGGAGAAAAGACAGACAAGUACACUCUUGGGGCUUGUUCAGUUCGCUGGGCCUACAUCCUGGCUAUCAUUGGGAUUUUGGAUGCCCUCAUCCUCUCGUUUCUGGCAUUCGUGCUUGGUAACCGACAAGACAGCUUGAUGGCUGAGGAACUGAAGGCAGAAAACAAAGAUGAUGGAAAUGCUUAAAGCACACUCAGGUAGUGUGAGACCACGCCAUUUCUGCUAAGCCAAUAUUCUCUAGAAUGAGCACAAAACAAAUCAAACAACAGCUAAACAAAUCGAAUAACAGCUUUUGUACAUCCACAUCAAGAAGGAAGACACUUGGGAGAGGUCGGAGUACUGAAAUGGAUAUGGAUGAGAGUGAGACCUCCACCGUCAAAGCACCGUCUAGAUAGAUCGGCAGAGAUAGGAGUGAUUUUCCAGGAGAUGUGAUCAUGGAUUAAACACCAGCUCAUUGGAAACCACCAUUGAAUAAGGGCAGAUAACAUUCAUGAGAAAUCACAUUCAGGAAAUAAUUUUGAAGGAAGUGAAAUAUUAAUGGGCUAGAAUUAACCUAUAAAAUAUAUAUGUACUGAGGUUUGUAAACUGUCCUUUUUUAAUCAAACAGAAAACUAAAUGCUUGAAUCUUUCAACGCUAUUUAAAAAAAAAGGCAAUCAAUCCUAAAUUAUUCCUAUCUCAAUAGCCAAGAAGCCGAUCAACAUCGAUUAUCGAGGAAGCGUCUUAGCAAAUGCUUCUGAGUAUUUUCAUAGGAGCCAUGACCUUUGGUUCCCAUCUCUGCCAUUCAUUUAUUUCACUGUGUAAUUAGUUACAACCACUCAGUUAAGAGAUGUAACGCUUCAAACUUUUUACUGAGUCUGUGUUGCGUUUAAUCUGUCUGUAAUCAGUUAUUACUGAGAAGGUGUUUCUGACAUAUACUAUUACUCCAUCAAGCUGUAUAUUACAGGAAGUACAUCUUUACAUUGUAGGUUCCCAAGCAACAUAGAUUUCCCUAUCUUUCAGGAAACAGCAUCAAGGAACUCUGAAAAAUAUAGAAAGUUCAUUUUCACCUUGGAUGCUCACAUGUAAUAUAUAGGCUGCUAUCAAAUAAACACUUUUUCUAAUUCUCCCUAGUAUAUGGAUAGAAAUUUAAUAUACUUUAGGCAUCUAAAAUAUCUUCUUUUUUUCCUAUUUCUUUGCCAUACAUGUAAUCAGAAAUCCAUAUCCUUUCUUCCCCUUACUGACAGGCACUCAUUAUGAUUUUUUAAAAAAUCCGUUAAAUCUAUUUCUAAAUGAUAGUAAGUGGUACUAACAAAAUAAAUAAUAAUUUAAUAGCCUUAGAAAUAAACGAAUAUAUACUUAUACAGGUCAAAGAAACUUGGUAGGAGUAAGUUGCCUUUUUAUUUACUAAUGUUGCUUUCAAGAACACUCAAUUUUUUUUUUUAGUUGGUUGACCUUUGGAAGCAGUGACAAAUCAUCUGUUGUCUUUCACAGUUUUUUGCUCCCAGGCUUCCCCCACCAUCACCCUCCCCACAUAUCUUACAAAUAUGCAGCAACAGAAAAAUAUUUAAUAUUGAGGUAGCCAAUUGCUUGAGAAUGAACAUAAGCUAAGAUGUAUGUGCAAGGGUAAUUGGUGUAAGCCAAACCAUGUGCUGUAUCUGAGUAGAAAACGUGACUGUGUAGAAUGCUUUGAUUUUUAGAUUCAAAAUUGAGAUCCACUUGGCAUAUAUCACUGGAACAGCAGACAGAGGAUAAUACAAGAAGAGACACAGAUCAUGGUUCAUUCCUUCUACCUUGUCUCUCGUAGGAUCGUUCUCCUAAUUUGGCCAAAUGUUUCUGGUACUAGCCAUCUUUUUACCAUUGAUGAGAUUGUUUCAAAUGGCUAAAAGUAAAUUACAGGUAGAGUCAAGUAAGUGGAACCCAAUACACAAAGAUACAUAUUUUCUAAAGAACCAAGUUAGGAGAAUACUUAUUCUCUCUAAAGUAUUAAUCACUCUGGGAGUCAUUUGUUGCUUUAAAUAUUCGCUUUCCCACUGCAUUCAAAACACCCUACUUACCAAAUUUAAUUACACACAACUUUUCAAGAAUUCAUCUUUUAUUUAAGGAGAGGUACCCCUCUACCUACAGUGAAAUAGAAGGUAUUGGCUUUCUCUAACCCAUGUUAAUUACAGAUUCCACUGGGAGUCCUGCGUCACUAAUUGUGGUGUUUGUGAAAAUAAGAAAGUACUUCCUAUCCACAUGCAAAUGUUUUUAAGAAGUUUUUUCCAUAAAACCUAAGUGUAAUUUAGUGCUCUGAAGUUGGAUCAUUGACAAUGUACCAUUUGUACAUAGGUAAUACACGUGUAAAUCACUAAAUGUUAAGUAUAAGAAGUACGUUUUUAUCUUUUUAAAAAAAAAAAAAAGUGACUCCCUUUCUCAUUCUGUUCUGUUGUAUUGCGUCCAAAAGUUGUGUGUAAUUUUUUUAAGGUCCAGGCAAUGUAAAGAAAUUUGUUGGAAUAUCUGAAUUUCUGUAAAAAAAAUAAAAAUAAAAAUAAGAUUUUGUUAUUUAAAA